AUGCCCACAUUGGUGAGUGGACUGCAAUUUCGGUGCCCCCACGACGGCGUGUUUGAAAACCCCCUGAAUAAGCACUCAUACGUGCGGUGCUCUGACGGGAGGGCACAUAUACUUCAGUGCGGGCCGGGAGGCGAUGAGACCACAAAGUGGACCAAAGUAUUCAACGGACGCGAGUGUGUGGACCCAUACGAGUGCCCGGAGAUCGACGGCACGUAUACUAAGUACGAGUGGGGUCGGGUGUGGUACAAAUGUCACGGCCCUCUACCACAGCAGCACCGGUGCUCUGAGGACCACCACUACGACGGACGCAAUUGUGUGCGAAAAAUUAGGGCUGAGUCGCAGAGGAGACCACACUUUAAACUACUCUUGAAAGACAGAAAUCUGGUUAAGUUUCAGUUCGACAACAUGAUUGUGACGGAUACUUUCAAUGAGUUAACCUGGUCAUGGCACAGGACCAUUGAUGGAGCUGCCAAAAAAUAACACGUAUGUCCCCGGGAUGAAUACAUACCUACUGGCACCGACUGUGUGGGAAAUGGUAAACGUAUAGACCCCCGAUGUCUGAACACCCUUUGGUUCGUAGACCCAACAGAUCCGUACAAGUAUUACAUUUGCGAAGAUAAUGUUCCCAGACACCACAGCUGUCCACACAAUCACUUCUACAAUGGCCAGAGAUGUGUCCGAUCGUAUAACUGUCCCUCUGCUGGCUAUCAUGUACUCGAAGACCCCGACAGCUCCCGUCGAUAUAUCAUCUGCAGGGAUGGCAUCGGAGUCAACGCAUUUGUGUCCCACGGACAGCCACAGGUAGGCUUCAGAUGCCCGUCCCAUGCAUACGGACUCUAUAGAGAUCCGCACCACUCGAACCGGUAUUACAUCUGUAAUAAAGGUAUAGCCGAUCCGAGAACAUGUCAGCACAACCACGUGUUUGACGAGGACAGGGAGGAGUGUAUCCUUCAUAUUGACCACGGACACCACCGCAAUAAUUGGAUAGUGAAGGGCGUGUGUCGGGUCACGUAUAUGAGGGACGGCUAUCCCAAUGUUAUUGUAGAUGUUUGGGAUAACGCCGCUUAUAAGUGGGUGCGAAAAUACCCGGAAACCCGAUGCAGAGGUAACCUGUUAUACAGACGCAGCUGUCCUGAGGACGAGUACAUCCUAAUCGGCAAUUGCAAUGACGGCGCAAAAGUAGACUCCCGGUGCCGCACACCAAACGGCUGGUUCAAAGCGUCAGAUCCGCGUAAAUACUAUAUUUGCUAUAAUUAUAUCCCGACGCUCGCUACCUGUCCCCAUGGCCACGUAUACGACGGUAGCAGUUGUGCCAAGUCGUAUCCCUGUCCAACCUAUGGCUAUCAUGUCUAUGAAGACCCAGACGAUAGGUACAGGUAUUAUAUCUGCAACAAUAGACAGGCCACUCACGCCACAUGUCGGUCCGAUGAGGUGUUUGAUAUCAGCAGAAAAGGAUGUAUUUCCCGAUUGCCAAGACCCUAUACCUUCCCAUGCCCGUCCUAUGGCUACCGACUCUACGCAGACCCAUACAAUGCCAGACAGUAUUAUAUCUGCAGUAAUGGUGUUCCCUAUCAGCAGAUAUGUCCGCACCGGUAUGUGUUUGACGAGAAUAGGCAGGCCUGUCAUCGUCGAGGUAUCAUUGACCCAAUUUGGACAGUAAGGGGAGAGUGUAAGAUUGAAUACGUACGGAACGGACACCCGGGCUAUACUAUAGUCGAUGUCUGGGAUAACGACGCUUAUAAGUGGAGGCGCACUGAGAUCCCGGGCAGAGAUAAUACCAAUUGCUGUUCAUAUAAUUGUCGUCAAAAUGGGAAAUACGUGAACCCGGGUAAUGAAAACUCAUACAUCGAGUGCUAUGGAGGUCAGGCAGCUAUAGAGCGCUGUCCACUGGGCGGGGACGGCAUGAGUCCUAUGAUAUUUGACGAGGACCGGGGUCAUUGCAUUGAGGCAUUCAAGUGUGCCGACAGAUUCGGCUACUAUCGGCACUACUAUAACGAAACUUUCUACUACUGGUGCCGCGCAGGUGUGGCCUCUUUUCACCGCUGUCCAUACGGACAAAUGUUCGAUGGAGUGGACAGUUGUGUCCCUAGGUUUGACUGCCCAGAAUUGAGCGGAUUUUUUAAACACCCGUCCAAUAAAACUCAAUUCUAUGAGUGCUGUUACGGA
Oppiella nova is the source of this 2166-nucleotide messenger RNA. The record is from the annotation of a GenBank genome assembly. NCBI's taxonomy places the organism in Eukaryota, Metazoa, Arthropoda, Arachnida, Sarcoptiformes, Oppiidae.